Perognathus longimembris pacificus (Pacific pocket mouse) is the source of this 983-nucleotide messenger RNA. It is a transcript of the gene Nsmce1, whose product is annotated as NSE1 homolog, SMC5-SMC6 complex component. The transcript has 9 exons. Gene Ontology annotation, molecular function: ubiquitin-protein transferase activity. The record is from RefSeq and is a predicted model, not a curated record. NCBI's taxonomy places the organism in Eukaryota, Metazoa, Chordata, Mammalia, Rodentia, Heteromyidae. The coding region runs from base 96 to 920 and encodes 274 amino acids. Gene Ontology annotation, cellular component: nucleus; Smc5-Smc6 complex. Gene Ontology annotation, biological process: DNA damage tolerance; double-strand break repair via homologous recombination.
CCGCCUGCGCUGUCUGGGGCUUCCCGGCGCUGUGGAGGGGAGAACUCGAGGCCCAGGCCCAGUUUGCCCAAGGCCAUAGCCCUGCUCACCCGGCCAUGCAGGGCGGCGCGCGGCGCGCUGGUGGCACAGCCACGGCGGGCGACAGCGUCAUGACGGACGUGCACCGGCGCUUCCUGCAGCUGCUGAUGACCCACGGCGUGCUGGAGGAGUGGGACGUGCGUCGCCUGCAGAAACACUGCUACCAGGUCCACGACCGCAAUGCUCCCGUGGAGAGGUUGGAGGACUUCAUCAACACCAUCAACAGUGUCCUGGAGUCCUUGUACAUUGAGAUCAAGAAGGGAGUCACCGAAGACGAUGGCAGGCCCAUUUAUGCGCUGGUCAAUCUUGCUACAACUUCUGUUUCCAAAAUGGCCACCGACUUUGCUGAGAACGAGCUGGAUCUCUUUAGGAAGGCCUUGGAGCUGAUCAUUGACUCAGAAAGUGGCUUUGCUUCUUCCACCAACAUUUUGAACCUGGUGGAUCAACUGAAAGGUAAAAAGAUGAGGAAGAAGGAGGCGGAGCAGGUGCUGCAGAAGUUCGUGCAGAACAAGUGGCUGAUUGAGAAGGAAGGCGAGUUCACCCUGCACAGCCGUGCCAUCCUGGAGAUGGAGCAGUACAUCCGCGAGACACACCCGGAUGCUGUGAAGACCUGCAACAUCUGCCGUGGCCUCCUCAUCCAGGGCCAAAGCUGCGAGACGUGUGGCAUCAGGAUGCACUUGCCGUGCGUGGCCAAGUACUUCCGGUCCGCCGCCGAGCCUCGAUGCCCUCACUGCAAUGACUACUGGCCCCACGAAAUACCAGAAGUCUUCGACCCUGAGAAGGAGAGGGACGCGAGUGUCUCCAGGCCGAGCAGAAGGUCCUUGCGGGCCAGGCAGCACUAGGCUGCCCUGUACCACCUUUGUUCUGUGUUCCUGUUGACCUCUGGAAUAAAACCAUCCUGAGGG